AUGGAAGGUCAACCAAAUCUCAACACUAUACUAACAGCCCUAAACCAACUCCAGUUGGAUAACCAAAUCCUUCAUCAGGAAAAUGCUGAUUUUAGAGAUGUCCUUAACCAACUUCGAUUUUUGAACCAAAUUCGCCUUGUUAUACGGAUGCAACCUAACCGUUACCCUGAUGAUCGAACACAAAAGCUGUCUGAGCUUUUGGAUGAUUUUGAAACACUGGUACAAGAGUUUAAACAACUUUUG
This is a messenger RNA of Racocetra persica, 243 nucleotides long. The record is from the annotation of a GenBank genome assembly. Lineage: Eukaryota; Fungi; Glomeromycota; Glomeromycetes; Diversisporales; Gigasporaceae.